AUGUCUGCCAUUCAACUCUCUUUCUCUCUCCGCGUCUCUUCAGGUGUCAAGACCGUCCACCUUCUCGGCUCUUGGGACAACUACGUCGGCCAGCUUCCCCUCUCCAAGGACAAGACGUCCUCCAAGUCCGGUUCCUGGAAGGGCACCUUCAAGUUCCAGGGCUCCACGCUCGAGCCCGGUCAACGCUACUGGUACUACUACAUCAUUGACGGCUACCACGUCGCCCACAACCCCAGCGUCACGUCCACCGUUGAGCCCACCACUGGCCGCGCCCUGAACAUCCUCGACGUCCCCACCGACGGUUCUUCCCGCUCCCACAAGUCUUCUUCGUCCUCAUCCAAGUCUUCGUCCAGGUCAUCGCACUCCUCGUCCCACAAGAGCUCCUCCUCCUCGUCGUCUCGCCACAGCUCUUCGUCCUCCUCCAGCAAGGACAAGGAGAGGUCCCGCGAGCACCGCUCCUCGCGCCACCGCGCCUCGGGCCUGUCCGUCGACAUCCCCAAGGGCCGCCCCCUGUCGACCUCGCAGAUCAAGGCUCCCAAGCCCAUGUCGCCCCACGCCACCCGUCACAUUCUCGACGCCGACUACUGCGACGACGAGACCAUCGACGAGCUGACCGCCCGCUUCGGCGCUGCCGGCUUUGAUGAGGACGACAUGGUCACCGACUUCAGCAACUCGCCCGUCUCCUCCACCGGCUCGUCCCUGUCCUACCGCUCUGACAGCUCCAGCCCCUCGUCGUCCCUGUCUGGCUACUCGACACCCGGCUCCGACGUCAGCUCCUGCACCUGCGAGCGCUACGGCAUCACCCGCAAGGGCGAGCGCGUCAAGAUCGACUGUGGCGGCGACCGCUGCGGCUACGGCGACUCGAGCUCCGACUGUUCCUCCUCCAUCUCCGAGGAUGACGAGUACGAGGUCGAGCCCGCGUCGUACAAGAAGCACUCCGUCUCCGCCUCCGGCUCUCGCCGCAACGGCAUCGUCGUCCGCUAA
Verticillium nonalfalfae is the source of this 984-nucleotide messenger RNA. RefSeq lists its product as uncharacterized. Bases 1 to 984 code for a protein of 327 amino acids. The transcript has a single exon. The record is from RefSeq and is a predicted model, not a curated record. Lineage: Eukaryota; Fungi; Ascomycota; Sordariomycetes; Glomerellales; Plectosphaerellaceae.